AAAAUAUAAUGUAUUAGGGAAAAUAUGUCCUGUGAGUCCUUUAAAGAUCGACAGGAAAACGAACUCGAGGUUUUAAAGAGUAUCUUUGGAGACGAACUUCGUGACUUACGCAGUAGAAAAAAUAGGCAGAAAUGGCAACCAUUGGAUAUUUUGAUUACUUUGAAGCCUCAAAAAGGCAUGUCAGGACCAGCCGAAGUUUACGCACAAAUAGAUCUACAUGUAACGUGCAACGAUAAGUAUCCUGAUCAAGUGCCGAAAAUAGUAUUACAAAAUAGCAGCGGGUUGUCUCAUCAACAAAUUGCGGUAUUAUAUACUGAAUUAGUGGAACUGACAAAACGACUACAAGGAGAAGUAAUGAUCUUUGAAUUAACGCAACAUGUUGAGAGAUAUCUACACGAGAACAACAAACCAAGCUACAGUAGUUUCUAUGAAGAAAUGGUGUCACGACGCCAGGAAAAAAUUGAAUAUGAAAUGUUGGAAAAGCAACUAAAGGAAGAUAAAGAAAGACAGUUAUUGCAGGAUGAAAUCCAAAAAAGACAAGAGGCCUUAAAAGCUGAGCUUCGUAAUCGGAAAGAAUCUAUUCGCUUGAGUGGUGACCGAUCACAUAAUCCAUUCCAAUCAAUACCGUCAUCUCCUCAAGAAAGAUCACGGACAUAUUCUCGAAGACGAUGUGUUAGUAGUUCUGAAAGUUCUGAUAGUUUUUUAUGCGACCACAGAGGUACAAAAUUGUUAAACUUCGACUAUAAUAAAGACGAACGACAAGUGUGCAGAGCAAAAUGUAUGGGCCAUAGCAGUAAAGGAUCAGUUGUUUAUGCAGGUGUAGAUAUGGCAACAGGAGAAUUGUUUGCAAUUAGUGAAUGGACAUUAAAUAUAAAUAAUAAAAUUGAAGAAAACAGUGCCCAACACAUUAUGAAACAAGUAGGAAGUUUAGAACAAGAAGUAAAUCACUUACAUAAAUUACAUCAUUCAAAUCUUGUGCAUUAUUUAAAUAUGAAGCAUCUACAAGAUGGAGACAAUGUACUUAUCUAUGUUCUACAAGAAUUUGUGGUAGGUACCAGCUGUUCAUUUUUCUUAGUGGAAAACAUUCCAGUAAAUGUUGAUCUUCUUCGGUAUCUGGCAGCUGGAAUCCUUUCUGCCUUAAGAUACUUACAUGAGAAUAAUGUUGUGCACAAGGAUUUACGCGACACGAGUAUCUACAUUGAUCAUACAGGAACAGUUAGGUUGUCAGAUUACUCCCUGAAUAAAAGAUUGUCGGAUAUUUAUCAGACAUGCACUGCAGUUAAGCCUGAACCAGAUUUUCCCAGCAUUCAAGGUAGAGGUGGAAAAAAGGCAGAUAUUUACCGUUUUGGUGUCCUUAUGUUUUCUUUAUUGAAUGGAAACAUAGUUUCUGGAGAUAAAAUUGAUCCAACAGUAAUUACACAGCCCGAUCUUCAAGAUUUCUUAUUAAAGUGUCUUAACAACGAUGAAAGAAAGCGUUGGUCAGCCGAACAAUUGCUACAACAUUCGUUCAUAAAAGCCCCUUUAGUUCAUGCUUUUUCGCCUCCAAAAAUACCACGGAGAGAUGAACAAGAGGAUCACGAGCCAGGAGAGCCGGAUACGGAUAUUCGACAAUAUGUACCUCCGUUAAAUGGUCACUCCAGAAUUACAAAUGAAUUUGAAAUUCUUGAGUGGCUUGGUAAAGGUGCUUUCGGCGAUGUUCUUAAAGUGAAAAACAAAUUAGAUGGUGGAAUUUACGCUAUAAAAAGGAUAGAACUGAAUCCAAAAAACAAGCAGCUCAAUAAGAAAAUUACUAGAGAGGUGAAGUUGUUAUCUCGAAUGAAUCAUGAAAAUGUAGUACGAUAUUACAAUUCGUGGAUAGAAAGCGCUACUAUAACUGAAACCGAAGAAUCUAUAUCCAUCACGCCUUCUGAGAAGAAAAAUCAAGACACUUUUAACCAUUUGGGAACAGAUGAUAUUGAAAAAUUGGCACCAUCUUUGCAAGAUGUUGAAUGGAAUGUUUCAUAUAAAUCUCGAACAAACACAACACUUCCAGCCGACAGUGAUGAAGAUAACAGUGAUGCUUCGAGCGAUACUGAUAGCGACGAAGAUUGUGGGUUUUUAAUGCAGAAUCUUUUGAGAAUGGAUUCUUCUGACAGUAUUGAGUUUGAAAGGGACUCAAACUAUGAAGCAUCCGAGUCAAACAUAAAAAAUGAUGAAAAUGAGGAUGACGUUGUAUCAAAUGAGUCAAAAGAAAAAAUUAGAGAGAUUCAAUUUAUGUACAUUCAAAUGGAGUUCUGUGAAAAGAGUACUUUGCGAACUUUCCGUGAAAUUGUUGAAGGUCUAGCCCAUAUUCAUCAACAAGGAAUGAUACACAGGGACCUGAAACCAGUAAAUAUCUUUUUGGAUAGUAAUGAUCAUGUAAAAAUUGGAGAUUUUGGUCUGGCAACCACAAAUGUACUUCCAUCCUUUGUACAAACCAUAGAAACCGACAAGGAAAUUCACGGUUUAGAAAAAGGAAUUAGUUUUGGCACAGAAGAUGUAGGUUCUCUAACAGGACAAGUAGGCACUGCACUCUAUGUAGCACCAGAACUUACGACGAAAGCAGCAAAAGCCAUUUAUAAUCAAAAAGUCGAUAUUUACAGUCUUGGAAUAAUAUUGUUUGAAAUGUGUUACAAACCAUUAAGUACAGGAAUGGAACGAAUUAAGGUUUUACUUAAUUUACGAUUGAAAGAAUCCGUAUUUCCUUCAGAAAUGCAACAAGCAGACAUGUCACGGCAAAUUCAUAUUUUGCGAUGGUUAUUAAACCACGAUCCGAGUCAACGACCUACAGCUCAAGAACUGCUUUCUUCAGAAUAUCUACCUCCGCCACGACUUGAAGAAACGGAGCUGCAAGAAAUGAUUCGACGCACUCUUUCGAAUAAUCAAAGCAAAGCAUAUAAAUAUUUAAUUUCGUGCUGUUUCACGCAAGAAGUUAGUCCAGCAGACGAUAUUACUUAUGAUAUGAAUUUGCCUAACAGGGGACAUAUCAACUCUAUUGCUUGGAGAAAGCAUCAGGAAGGAGUCAAGACCAAAGUAAUCGAAAUUUUUCAAAGGCACGGUGGUGUUUAUUUAGGAACACCCCUAUUGAUACCAAAAUCGUAUCAGUUCUGUAGUUUUUCAAAUUCCAGUGUAAAAUUAAUGACACGUAAUGGGAAUAUUGUUUGUAUUCCCCAUGACUUACGUACUCCGUUUGCACGAUAUAUCGUAUGGAACAAUGUGCCACAUACUAGAAGAUAUGCUAUCGAAAAAGUCUUUAGGGAAAAGAAGGUUCUGGGUUUUCAUCCUAGAGAACUUUACGAAUGCGCAUUCGAUAUAAUAAGUCCUACUCCUAAUAAUUUGCUAAUGGAAGCUGAAUUAAUAUACAUUGUCUGGGAAAUUAUUAACGAAUUACCUCCACUACAAGAACGAAAUUUUACUGUUCGCUUGAAUCAUACUUCUUUAUUGCAAGCUGUAUUAAUGUAUUGCGGAGUUGAUCAAGAAAAAUAUCAAGAUAUUUAUUCAAUUCUUCGGGACGCACGUGAUGGAAAAUUUACGAAGUUUCAAAUACAGACGCAUUUAAUAAGUUUAUGUUUAACUGAUCAAGCUAUGGAGACAUUAUUUAAUUUAUUUGAGACUGAAAGUUCUGUUGCCAAAAUUCAUAGCGUUUUAAAAACAAUUACAAGAAGGAAAGGAGAUGCUGCUGCUUUGGCUAGAGAAGGACUAAGAGAAAUUGAGAUGGUUAUGGAGAAUAUUGAAACACUUGGUGUGAAGUGGCCAGUAGUUGUAGUUCCUCUCCUAGUGCAUAAUAUUAGUCAACAUAGUGGUAUAAUAUACCAAUUAACGUGCGAAGUUAAACGACGUAAAAAGAAAGGUGGAGAGGAAGUAAUAGCAGCAGGAGGCCGUUACGAUAAAAUGCUUUCUUCAUUUAAAAAACUUGUCGAACGUACAGAAAUGGCUAGUAAAGAAAUUAAGCAAUAUGGUGCUGGAAUUAGUAUAUCUUUAGAAAAACUUGUUUCUGCAGUCUCUGAAACAUCAGAAUCUUUGGAAUGUACUAAAUACGGUAUUGACAUUGCCAUUUCUUGUAUGGGCAAUCAUCAUCGAGAAAAAGAAAUGAUUGAUCUUUUGAAAGAAUUAUGGAAUUUUGGAUUGAAAGUUACAAUUCUAGAUCUAACUUCUCUUGAAGAAAUUCUCGAACAUUGUCGAGAAAACUCAAUCAAUCAUGUUAUUCUGUUAAAAAGUGGAGAAAAGGGAAGCAUAAGAAUUCAAAGUUGGGAACGUGACAGAUUUCAAGAAAAAAGAAUGUCGAAUCAAGAAGCUGGAGAGUUCUUUCAAAGACUGGAUAACUCUAUACCUAUACUAAAUAGAUCAGACAGCAAAACAGCUGCAACAGCAACAACAACGAGCGAUAAUUUUUUAAGUAAUAAUAAUCCAGUUAAUGUUAAUAUCAAUUUUAUUUUAUCUGAAAGAGAUAAACUUUCUGGUAGUUCCAGAAGAAGUUUGAAGAAUUCUAUGGUUUCACAAAUGUUUACAUAUUUUCAAAGAAUUUCACAUAAGAUUCCCAUUGAAAUAUUUGCAGUAUUUUUAGAAAUGAAUGUAAUAAGAACGAUAAUAAGCUUUUUGGAAAUUGACGAAGAAGACCAAAAUUUUGUGAAAAGCGUACUAGUUAUCAUAGAUAAACAUCCAAGGCAUAAGAAAUACAUAAAGGAGAUAUGUGAAAAGAUGCAAGAAGUAAGAAAAGAAAAACAACGACCAGUACUGAUAUUAUAUAGUUUAAUUGAUAGUCAAUAUAUGACUCUCCUAUAA
This is a messenger RNA of Habropoda laboriosa, 4800 nucleotides long. RefSeq names its product eIF-2-alpha kinase GCN2 (gene Gcn2). NCBI's taxonomy places the organism in Eukaryota, Metazoa, Arthropoda, Insecta, Hymenoptera, Apidae. Gene Ontology annotation, cellular component: cytosol. Gene Ontology annotation, biological process: DNA damage checkpoint signaling; regulation of translational initiation by eIF2 alpha phosphorylation. Gene Ontology annotation, molecular function: protein binding; ATP binding; eukaryotic translation initiation factor 2alpha kinase activity. The record is from RefSeq and is a predicted model, not a curated record.